Spirometra erinaceieuropaei is the source of this 10889-nucleotide messenger RNA. Lineage: Eukaryota; Metazoa; Platyhelminthes; Cestoda; Diphyllobothriidea; Diphyllobothriidae. The record is from the annotation of a GenBank genome assembly.
AUGGAUGUCGGCAGCAAACGCCUAGCGGACGGUGGGUCCCCUGACAAUUAAUAAGCAUACCUUAUCUACUAUCGAUAUAUAAGUAGGCACGUAUUAUUCCCUUCAGAGUCCGAACCAAAAGUAUGCAGUGGUCCGUCACCUCCGUACGGCAGCAUGUUCCAGCUUUGUACCGACAGGGCCCUCAACGAGGCAUACAGCGGCUCGGCUUGCGUGGCAGAUGACAAAAAGGAGUCACAUCACCACAAAGCAAUCGAAACGCUCUCUACACCGCCCAAAGAAUACGCCGCAGCGGCGUAUCUCUUCCGGUGGAUUGGUAGACUUCUGCCUGUGGCAACGGCCUUCUACACUAUGGAUGAUCACUGUACGGAGGCCGUUGAGUUGUCUUGCUGCCACGCUCGUGCCUACAGCUAUAUAGCAAUUUACGAGAGCGAUCCUACUCGACAGGUUUGCACAUUGACGUUUUGUUUUCAAAAAUUCUUUCCUGAUUGCAAUUUAUGUGUUUUCGGAAAAUAAGACCUCAAACCCAAGUAGUAAGGAGAGCCAGAAAAAGGGCUGAUCAGUCUCAGUAAUUCAUGUAGAAAAUGUCCCGAAUUACUGGCCUUUUAGGCGUGACACUCCCAGCAGCCGAAAUUUGCUCAUGGUUUUUAGUGGGAACCGCCGCUAUUUGGCUGGCAUUGACUUGUGUGUGCGUUUUACUCUGACGAGAAAGACUAAUUAGGCUUUGGUCCCUCGCGCCAUAUUCUCGUUCUACUCUAGUGUGAAGACAACUUUGAAGAAGAAGAAGAAGAAGAAAGAAGAAGAAGAAGAAGAAGAAGAAGAGGGAGAAGAAGAAGAAGAAGAAAGAAGAAAAGAAGAAGAGGAAGAAGAAGAAAAAGAAGAAGAAGAAAGAAGACAAAGAAGAAGAAGAAGGAGACACGAUCGCUGGGACGAGAGCUUUAUUAGCCUGGCGUUUCGGAUUCCUGUUCGAAUCCAUCAUCAGAGACAAAAGCACUUGGUGUGAUGACUGUUUUAAUCGCCGACAUUCACGCCGUUAAUUGUUGAAAUUUCUUCACGUGUGUUGGAUGUUGAUGUGAUGACCGCUCGACCAUCUGACCCACCGACCCUGGCGUUGGGAACACUGUUCACCUCUGCGGUCCCCGCGUGGCCUAUUAACCCGCCAAGACGAAGUUUCAUCACAGAGUAUGGAAGGGGAAGGGAGUUACACCUGUUAAUAGACUGGGGGCCAGUGAACCAUGACUAAAUCAGCUCGCGGCUCACGCGGUUGUCACCUCUAGCGAGAAUUUUGGUCUCGCCGAAUUUGAAUGUGUGCCUGGAUCUCGUCGAAUGGGCCGCGACCUGAGAGUUGGCAUCAUUCCUUCGCACUGCUGCAGCGUGUUUGGCCAUGCGCGUCCGAUGCAGUCUUCCGGUUUCUCCGACGAAGUUGCUUUGUCCACAACUGCUCCAGAUCCGGCAAACGACUCUAGACGUUUCUUGCCGUAGCAGUGGAUCUUUCGGUUCCAUUACCUGACGCCUGAUGGUUGACUCCGGUCUGUGUGCAACUCCAGCCGUGACUCGCAAACAUCGCCUACAGUCUAUGUCACCUUCUCCCUGACCCAAUGACCGUAACACGUCGACCUCGUCAUGCGGGUGGCAUGGGAACGAUGAGUGCCAAUAACCCCUAAGACACUUAUAAACCCUUUGAACGUCUCAUAUUUUCAACAUAUAUGAGCCUGAUGACAAGUUACCGAAAACGUGCGUUCGCCAACUUGAGGGUAAGGGUUAAGAAUAUGCACAGAGUAAGGAGAAACCUGGAGAACUGCCUUCAAUAUUUUUAAAAGCAGGUGUUGUUCAAUCGAGUUCGUGGUCCGCUCUUCGUCGGCAAGCUGACAUUCACUAAUCUGUACUGCCGCGAGCAGUCGAUGCCGCUGAAAUGUCGUAAUUGGUUCAUUGUCCGGCAUCCCCCACAUGUAAUUAUUAAAUAACAGGAAAGCUCAUUUCUAAAAAGAGGUUCGGCACAGAGGGCAGUUGGGUAGCAAAAAAAUACUCGAAAAUUGCUAGAUGGAAUGCAUACGUCUGCCAGUAUAGCAGGAGUGUUAAAACGCUGGUGAAUUUGUUAAUCAGCAAUUAGAAUUUUCUCAUCCCCCUCGUAUACUUAAUUCUUGCCAACUGGACGUUCAAAAUGCUUGGAAUUUCUCUCUAUUGUUACGUUCUGUUUGGUUGUUCAACAAGCCGAACAAGCUGCUUCUUAUGUACUUUUUGUUCUCAAAAUCCGUACCUUGUUUUUGCAAGCCCUUUCUGCAUAUAGAAAUUGGCUCUCAUAAGGCUUUCUGUUGAAGGUGCUAUGUUCUUGCCGCAACGCCUAGCUGGUAGCCCGCUGUACAAUUAUCCGCAAUCGGAUUCCCAAAUGAAAACUCAACAGCGAGGGUUGAUGAACAAGAAGUCUAUUGCUGAGUCCUACCAGUGAAAAUCCGACAAUAAAAUGUACACUCAGAGAUGUCCAAAUGAGGAAGUAGGCUGGUUGACUACCAGAGCUGUUUGUUUUUUGUUCUGAACCUUCAGACUCGUUCAGGAGUCCACCGUCAGAAAUGUCCAAGGUCGACCCCGAAUUGAGCCAAUCAGAUCAUGCCCUUGAGUUGUUAAUAUGUCGACUGGACUUUUGAUUCAUCUGAAUGGCUGACUGCCCCUCCAGUUCUGCCGGCGGCUGGCCCGAUGUCGACACUCAUACGCCGUGUGGACUGAUCGAUAGGAUGGCGUGUGAGCGCGUCGUUAGGGAGGCCUGGGAAGGAGUUGGCUCCACCUAACAGAAGGCACCUAGCAUUACAGGUCCUGUUUGCGUAAAGGAGUCAGUUGACGUGAGCUAGAAUAAAGAACCGCAAAGAACCCCACUUUGCCUCCGAGUAACGUUAGGGGGCUUGGCUUUGACCGGGCCUGUCACUUAAGUGUUUAUUUGCAACUCAUUUUAGGAAGCCUCUAACCUUUGCUUAGAAAUGUGCUCGUUUGUUUGGCCUGCGGAUGGUGCCUAAUUUUGUCCUUUUUGUCGCAUUCAGAGCUGCAUGCAGAAACGCAGGACGGAUAUACUGGAGGGCCUACUGGAUCGACUUAACCCCCAGCACUACAUGGCCCUACGACGUCAGAUCAUGUUCGACCUGGCUGAUGCCCUCAGCAUUCACAGUGCUCUCAAGGUCCAAAAGACGGGGGUGAGGCUGCUACUUCUCCCUUUUUUUACGCCCUCUGGGACCAAGUCGGCGUGGUUGACUUGCCGCAGCACCGACUGAAAAUAUAUAUUGUCUUCCUACUUAAACCAUUUGAGUAGGCUGUAGAUUUAUGGUUCACAUUCUUAUGCGCAACCACCUCACCCGCUGGUGCAAGCGGCUGAAUUCAGUCAAUUCUAGGAAACAUCACAGUUGGCUUACAAUAGCUAAAGAACCAAAAAUGGCCGUUUUAAUUUUACCUGUCUUUAGGAGAAUACGAAGGCACGAUCACUGGGACGGUAGAUUUAUUGGCCUUAGCUUUCGAACUCGAACUGGAGUUCAUCAUCAGAGACUGCUAUAUUACAGCAACGUGUGAACAUUUAUAUCGUUGGGCCGUAAGGGGAGGGGAACUACAUCUGUGGCUAGGUCUGGUUUGUGCCGCCUGGUCCACUAUGGUCCCCCGACGUGGUGACGCCGUUUGUACUUCGCGGCGAUGUGGGCUGCGCCACCUGGCUGCGUGGGCGGAGUGCGUGAUAACACGCAGGCAAAUCAAUGUGUCUAUUGAUAGACUUGGUGUCCGACACCCACACCUCCAACAGUUCUCGUCCAGUCUUGUUGCCGGCUCGCGCCAAUAUCCGCGUGUUGGCGAAGUCGAACUCAUGGCCUUCCUCCAGCGUAUGAGUGGCGACUUGAGAUAGUGGGUCGUCUCUUCGAACGGCCCGUUGGUGUUCAAGUAUCCGUGAGCUGAGACGCCGUCCUCUUUGGCCUGUGUAGUGGCGAGGACGGUUAUGACAGGGGAUUUGAUAGACUACGCCCGACUGCUCACCUGCGUCCAGCCGAUCCUUCAUUUUUAUGAUCCUGCUACGCAUGGUAGCCGCCGGAUGCUGAGCGAUGCCCACGCCUAACUCUGACACAAUGCGUUCUGUAGCCUUGGACACAUUCUUUAUGUACGGUAGGGAGUGCCAAAUUGUUGGUCUCUCUUCCGUUUGUCCGUCAUGGGUAGGUGCGUAUGCAGCGACUGCUGAAACUAUUUGAGUAGCCGUUCCUUCUUUCGGGCUCGCUACAGUGCGUUUUUACCCGGUCGAAAAGCGUCCUCACACAACCCCGUUUGUGCACCAAUGGGUGGUUUCUAUGAUAGUUAAGGACCUGGGUUGUAUUGGUUGCCUUUCUGUACACUGUAGUGUUGAGUUCACCGUCAGGUGUGCGCGUGAGGAGCACGUCCAGGAAGGGUAGUUUCUCGUCCUCCUAGUCUUUUCUUGUAACCUGAAUGUCGGGGAAUAUGCUGUUAAGUAAAUCUUGAAAGCCCGAUAGCUUGUCCUUUUCAAUAAUGACGAAUGUAUCGUCCACGUAUCGGCACCAAAACGCAGGUUUGCAGUGGCUGAAGGCAACCUUUUCCAGCUCUUGUAGGGCCAAUUCCGCAACUAGGCUGGAUAUUGGGGAACCCAUGGGUGUUCUUUUGAUUUGUUCGUAUGUUCUGCCAUCGAAGGUGAAAAAGGUUCGCUGGCAUAAUGCAAAGAGCUGUAUUAGGUGCUGGAUCUUUAGGGGCCCUGUCGUUUGGUCGUACUUUUCUUCGAGGCGUUUGCGUAGCAUGUCGCGCGCCAAGUCUGGUGGGAUGGACGUGAAAAGUGAGACAACGUCGAAAGAUGCCAUGAUUUGGUCGGGUCGAAUAGUUUUUCCCCGAGUGUCGUCAAGGAAUUGGGAGGCCGAAUUGACUGACGUCACAGAACCCUCUCGGAGAAAAUUGAGUUUUCGGGACAUCCGUUUGGCUAGAUUGUAUGUGGGGCUGCCUUUCAGGGCAACGAUUGACCGCAGAGGAACGUUUGGUUUGUUGUCUUUGUUGACGGGGGUGAGGCUGCUAUUUCUCCUUUUUUACGCCCUCUGGGGCCAAGUCGGCGUGGUUGGCUUGCCGCAGCACCGACUAAAAAUAUAUCUUGUCCUCCUACUUAAACCAUUUGAGUAGGCUGUAGAUUUGUGGUUCAAUCUUAUGCGCGACCACCUCACCUGCUGGUUCAAGCGGCUGAAUGCAGUCGAUUCUAGGAAACAUCACAGUUGACUUACAAUAGCUAAAGACCCAAAAAUGGCUGCUUUGGUUUUACCUAUCUUUGUUGUCAUCUAUUCUACAUUUGUUAUAGUGCCUUAUGAGACCGUCAGCGAAACCUCGAGAUUGCUUUUCUAGUCACAAGAGGACGAACAUGUUCCAUGCUGUAAUGAUCUCGGUGAACACCCCGUCUUCACGCACCUGAGCCCGGUAGCAAGACAGAGUCAGAACGACCGGAGGUGGGCUCGGACGCAGUGACCGACAAAGCUAACCGACCUGCCUACGCGUGCCACACGACGCCGCAGUGUUGGAGAAGGAUACACUAUCGCUGGGACAACAGCUUUAUUAGCCUGACGUUUCGGAUUCCUACUGGAAUCCAUCAUCAGAGACAAAAAAGCAGGAACGGGUAGUUGUUGCACAAGGGGCUGCGGUAUUUAUAGGAUGCAGUAGCCAUGCUACCGCAUACCUAUGAAUAUUCACGGCUCCCCCCCCCUUCAUCCGGGAUCGUCGCACUUGGUGUGCUAAUUGUUUGAUGGCCGGCAUUCGCGUCGUUAAUUGCUGCAAUUUCAUCAAUUGCGUUGGAUGUUGGUGUGAUGAUUGCUCGACCAUCUGACGCACUGACCCUGGUGUUGGGACGUGUUCACCUGUGCACUUCCCGCGUGGCUCAUUACUCCGCCUAAGCAAAUUCCCAGCACGGAGUAUGGAAGGGGAAGAUUGUUGCACUUGUUAAUGGACUGGGUGCCAGAAAACAAUGACUGAGGCAGCUCCCGGCUCACGCGGUUGUUACCUCUUGCGAGAAUUUCAACCUAGUCGAAUUUGAACGGGUGGCCGGAUCUCGUCGAAUGAGCCGCAACUUGAGAGCUGGCGUCAUUUCUCCGCACCGCUGCAGCGUGUUCGGCCAUUCUCGUUCGGAGCUGUCUUCCAGUUUCUCCGAUGUAGUUGCUUUGUUCGCAACUGCACCAGAUCCGAUAAACGACUCCAGACGUCUCUUGUCGUGGCAGUGGGUCAGGCCAAUAAAGCUGUUGUCCCAGCGAUCGUGUCUUCUUCUCCAUGACUGCCUCCGGGGACUCGUGUCUUCGCUUCUAUUGGCAGUAUACCAGUGUUUUCAUAGAACGAAAGCGGGAGACUCAAGUCUGAUAUGAGUGUGAUUGCCACGUAGGUCACAUUAAGAAGCAGCCACGGGGUCUGAUUUUCAGUCCUCGAAGCAGUCGCUCCGCACUUACGCACACAGUGCUGACAACGACGAGCGAGGCAGCCUUCCAUGCCACGAAUUAUUGCCCACCGCGAUAGUUUCAAAACGUGUCCGAUUUAUUAUGAAUGUGCUGUGAGAAUGAGUUUACCAGAGUCGACAUCAUUUCCUCUCUCCUCUCGCCUGUGCACCGGUUGACUAUUCGAGCCGAUCAUUAAUCCAACGCGGCGAUUGGGCCAGUGCCUGACAAAGCUGCGGGGGUUCGUCUACGUGCGCGCCACACACAUACAACCUGCCCAGGCACAAGUUUGCACCGAAGGGCUUGCUUCUCGUUGACAUGGGCGGUUUGUGUCCGGUCUAUGUGUCGGAGGUUGUGAGAUGGGUUCUUGUGCAGUGUAUGAAUUAGUGGUAUGAGGUUUUCGCCCCCCUCAAACGCGCCACGCAGGACAUGCGCUGGACCAUCACGGGAUCUAAAUCUGAAUCUGGCCGGAGUUAUUGGAAAUGUGCACCAAUAACAAGUUUUAGCAUUUGGAGUGUGACGAUACGCCAAGGCUCAGGCUCACGCCGCGCCAGUUGGGAUCUUAACCGCCCCAAUUUUUUCUGCUGUGCAAAAUUCUGGUGAGUGUGCUUUUUGGACCAGGGAGGGCGGGGUGUGAUGGUAAGCCUAGUUGCGGGUUUUCGUCAUACCAGCCACGUACGCUCUCGUGUCUGGUCUUCCUGACUCUGUCUGGCAUCGAGUCUACAGUGCGUGACCGAUUUCAUGAAAUGUUAGCAAAAAUUCUCGAAUGCGUUUCCGAUUAGGAAGGAUUACUUAAGUAGGCUUGUUAUACUGAUUAUCAUGAAGCAUAACCCUAUAACAUUUCGGACUCGCCAGGAUGUCGGCCUUUGAAUGCCCUUCUUUUUGACCUCCUGCAGAAACCGCACUCGGUGAAAGAUGACUACUUCAUUAGCAUGCAUUUUUCCUACUGAUUUUCGAUGGUCUUAUAAAUUCAAAUAUAUUUUACAGAAAACGCGCACAAAACUAUACUUUCUUUUACUCAUUUGAUAGAACAUUAAAUUAUCUUUAUAUCUUAUACCCAAAAAUGUAUAUUUAGGUUUUAAAAAAGUUUCCCAAUUUCCGAAUAUUUUUCAGCCUGAUUUUUGCCAUUGCAUUGACGUUUAACAAUUUCAGCCAACAAGGUGCAUGCUUUCCGUGUAAGGAAACUCAUAUAUUCCCCUAUGUCUUUAAAAAGAUACCACACAGAGUUCAUGAAAUUUUGCAAUGGAUCCGGACUGUGUUGUACAUUUCAUGAGGAGCAUUAGUAAACGGACAUGUGCGGUGUUGCACGCAAUGACAACGCGCGGCCUUAAAAAUCUAAUAAUUAGAAACUUUUUAAAAACCUAAAUACACACUUUCUUUGGACAUAAAAUCUGAAGACAAUGUGAUUUCCUUCCAAAUGAGCAAAAGAAAGCAUAUUUUGUGCAUGUUUUCUGUAAAAUAUAUUUGAAUUUAUAAGACCAUCGAAAAUCAGUAGGAAAGAUGCAUGCUAAUGAAGUAGUCAUCUUUCACUGAGUGCGGUUUCUGCAGGAGGUCAAAAAGAAGUGCAUUCAAAAGCCGACAUCCUGGCGAGUCCGAAAUGUUAUAGGAUUAUGCUGCAUGAUAAUCAGUUUAACAACCCCUUCAUAAUCGGAAACGCAUUUCAGAAUUUUGGCCAACAAUUCAUGAGAUCGGUCACGCACUGUAUGUGCGGGAGAAGCAGCGAAUGCUUUUGAUGGCGCACAAGUCUACCAUCAAUUUUAACGAACUCGCGCGCAAUUCGCCGUCCCUACCCUCACUCUGCUCUGAAGCACACCGUGGGCGCAUUCAAAAACGACGGUUGAAAUUAUCGGGCUGAGGUGUAGUUGUGGGGUGCGGUCUGCGGCGUUUUCAUGAAAGCGCACAUCUCCGAAUAGGCCCUUGCGAUGACAAAAGUCCUUGGGCAGCGUGAGAACGUGAGGAAGGCACGAUGGGUGUAUGUUUGGACUCCCGGCUUUGGAAUGUCGGCUAUGUUUGAUGUUUCGACAUGGUGGCGAAUUUCGCCAUAGUGAAUGCGUAUGUAGCCGAGAAUAUUCAUGUGGUGUUUAAAUGUCCCGGUGCAUUGUGGGAGGCGAGGCGCGUGCGAUGGAUGUACGUCUGCCUUCCAGGCACUGGUUCAGCGGUGUCGGUGCAAUUGAUUCGCCAAAGGACCGACUUGUAAAUGCGUGAAGAGAUGGUGCUGUCGCAAUGUGCGGACUGAUUGGGAUCGAGUUUGCGUCACCGUAGUUGGGGACGAUGUUAGUGAUUGUAAUGGAGGUCUUAGUGGGUGGUAGAGCGCCGGGAGUGCUCUCACUGGUGGUGGACUUGGCGGUCGGUGUCGUGAUGAUGAUGAUGAUGAUGAUGAUGAGGGACGUUUGAGGCGGCAGCUAGUGGCAUAACCUUGGGGCAGCCAUAUUCUCGUUUUGCUUGUUUUCCGAUAUAGUCAGCAUUCCAGCCUCCACUCAGACCCUUAUUUUGCCCCAUCCUCCCUCAGCAAUCCGUUCAGAUGUCUAUGGAGGCUAGAAAUCGCGUCGCUAAGAAGUCUAAUGAACUGGCUCAGCGCGCCAUAGACGUGUACAAACGGUUCCUGCAGUCCUUCAACAAACCUUUGGACAACUCAGAACCCGAAUUUUACGAGGACUCAUACUUGCGGCCUGUGCUGGUGGGUGCUACUAUCAAGUGCCUUCAUGCCCUUUUAUGUUAACCUACCUGGUCCAUGAACGGUUCAGUGGUGGUCGACAGAGCCAAUCAUCUGUUGAGCCCUACUACUAGCAGUUCGACCGUCGCAUCCGAUGAUGUCCACCGUGUGCUCCACAGCAUGAUGAAGCAGGCACGGUGACUUGCGCCGAGUCUAUCGCACUCUCCUUUUCUCCCCUACCUGAGCCCGGUGUCAAGAGAGAGUCAAGAACGCGGGAGGCGGAGGGAGUCGCAGGUGGAUGGCGCGGCCGAGUCCGCACCUUGGCGCUCUGAUCCAGACCCUCAGGUCCACACAAUAAUUGAGCAGGAUUUUAACCGACAACAAGAACAACACUACGACGGGUCGGAAGGAGGAGGGUGACUGGGCAGUCAUGCUCACGAUCUGUAUACCCAGCGGGAGCGCAAGCGCAUCUACCAGGUGUAGAUGAACUGCCAGUACAUAUCAGGCUGUGCGGGCCAUGGUUUCCUGAUCCUGGCAUAGUAGAUGCUUACAGAUCUUUGACCUACUACUACUACUACUACUACUACUACUACUACUACUACUACUACUACUACUACUACUACUACUACUACUACUACUACUACUACUACUACUACUACCACUACUACCACUACUACCACUACUACUACUACUACUACUACUACUACUACUACUACUACUACCACUGCCACCAUCAUUUAUCGUGCAGCGCCUGUGGGCGGACCAUUGGAUUUGGCCACCGGGAAAUCUCUCUCCUUCCGAUUCCUACAUAUGAGCCCUCCCCCUUUGUUGGAAGUCUCCGUGGUCUAGGCUACCAAGAAACAGUAACCGCCAUCACCACCGCCACCGUGUGGAAUGGUGACACACCUGACGACCUGAGGCAGAUAUGCUGCCGGUCUUCCCGGGUCCAGAUCCUGGUGUGUGACAAGACUGCCAUCGGUCAGACGCCCCACUAUGUUCUGUCGACUCGAUACCCACUUGAGCAUCAAAUUGGACCUCUAACCGUUUCUUUUUGGGCCCUGUAUCCUGUGGUGCAUGUACAGUCAGUCUGUAGUAGAGCCCCAAGGUUUGUGAGCAUCUGUUGUGCCAUGGUCAGCAAACCAUGGCCCUCAUCAGUCUGGUGUGCGCUGGCAUUUCUCUGGUAUCCGAUUUUCUGGCGGUAGAUGCGCCUACGCUCCCGCUGGAUAUAUAGGUCGGCUGCAUGUCUACCCAGUCAUUCACGUCCCUUCUGUUGUUGUUAGUCAAAAUUCUGGUCAAGUGUUUGUUCUGGAUCAGGGGAUGUGCGUAUUGGAACGCCAAGGUUCGGGCUCCACCGCGCCGUCCAUUUGCACCCUAUCCCCCGCCGGUCUUUCGACUGUGUCUUAGCACCGUGUCCAGGUGAGGAGAGCGUGCGGUAGACGCUGCGCAAGUCACGCGCAAGUUGCCAUGCCUGCUUCACCUUGCUUUGGAGCACACGGUGGACAUCGUCGGGUGCGACCUCCGAGCUAUGAUGUCUGUAACAGCCUUUCUCAGUGUCUUCUUUUUCUUUCAAGCUGGCUUACUUCUACUCGGCACGUCUGUACUCAAAGAUGCUGAAGGUCACGCCGAAGGCACGCUCAGCCGCCCUCACCCGUGCCCUCGAGAACUACCAAAUCAUGGUGCGCAUUGCCGACCGACAUAUAGCGGCCAAACCGGAACUGGCCGACAAAGUGGGCUGCGAGGUGGAAAUGGCGCGUGAAAUGAUUCAGCUUUUGCCUGCGCAGAUUUCCCAGAUUGUUGAAAACGGUAGAAGCGCCGUCUGA